AUGGGUUAGUUUGUUUUUUCUUUGCUUGAUAUAAUGUUGUUCGUUAUAUUUUGAUAAAUGAUAACAAAAUUUGAUAUUUUUACAACUGUUCAGAAGAUCAGAAGAUUUCGAAAUCAGAGUUCAAAAUAAUUGCGUUUUUCUGAUCUUCCUGGAAAAUUUUUCGGAAAACUUUACUAUUACGAAAUUCACAAUGAAAACAAAAUCUUUGUGAGAAACUCUAGACGUUCCGGACGCUCAAAAAGCUCCUUUUACUAUGAUUUAGAGGCAAUUUUCUUUUUUUUUCGAGAACACUUUUUCGAGAGAGAAAAUUUUCCAGAAGAAAAUUUGUUGACAUAUUUACCCAAUGACUCGGAAAGAUAAGAAAAUGUCAGAAAAAACUAGAAAAUUUUUUUUACCGAUUUUUUUCAGGCAAAAAAUGCGACGUGUGUCGCAAGAAAUGCUCCGGAGACGUCUUGAAGGCAAAUGACAAAUAUUUUCACAUCAAUUGUUUUCAAUGUAAAAGUAAGUUUUACCGCCCCAAAACUCCUCAAAACAAAACAAAAACCAACUAGUUCACUUUGACAAUUUGGGAUUAGUUGAAAAAGGGAUUUGUAACACACAAAAAAGGAGAAGAAGAGAAGAGUUUUGUUGAAAAUUUUUGGAGCAACAAAAAAGCGGGGAAGAGGAUGAAUUUUUUUGCUUUGGGGGGAAGUUUUUAUGGGUUGUGGUGUUUCUCUGAACUUGAACUUGAGCAGCAAUUUUGGAAAAUCAAAUAGAGCAAAAAUUAUGCGAGAUAGAUGAUAUAAUUCAAACAAACAAUCUAUUACAUAUGUUAGUGUGUGUAUUUGUUUUUCGGAAAAAUAGGGCAAACAUUCCAAAUAUUGACAUUUUCAAAAUGUACAUACCUACAUUCACUUAUUUAUUAUUUUAUAAGGGUAUCAGGAAAUUGGUUUCAAAAUUAUAGAACCUAUAUUUUUUGAUAGGUUAUGGAUAAAAAAGAUCUGUAACUGGGCAGUUGAAUUAUUAUGAUUCAGAUGAAGAUAAGAUCUCUGAAAUACAUAAUUUUGAAAGUAGAAAAGAUAUUUCUAAAAUGUUUGGACUCGGUAGAAAUUCAAUUUCAGAUAACAGAAAAAAGUUUAGAAUAUUGAUUUGUUGAACACAAGUUUUUUUUUCAAAUUCUGAACAAAGAGUUAAAAUUUCUGAGAGGUCAGAUCUUCUAAUCCUAUGAAAAUUAUGAAAAAUCACUUCCCUGAUUCUAGUUUAACUUCAAACUAUAAUAUCGAAACAAACAUUCAGAAAAAAAUUCAUGUUCUUUCUCUCUCAACCCCAUUUUUUUCAGAAUGUGGAAGAAAUCUAGGAGAAACGGGAUUCUACACCACCGCAGAUAAUGCCUAUCUAUGUCCCGACGAUUUCCGGGCUGUCUCAAAAGAGCUGACAGUAAAGACGACGCAACCACUUCACGCUGCCACGUCAUCGUCAGCAACGCCAAAAUCGCCUGAACGAUCAAAUGGCACAACUGACAAUAUUUCAUCGAGUAUGGCGAUCAAUACAACACUCCAACAAAUUUCACCACUUGGAUCACCUACAAGUUUGUUUCUUUUUCUCCCAAAAAGUAUUUUUUUGGUAUUGAAAAAAAAACCCCAUUCAGUUCUGGAAAAAUGACGAUGAUUGGUUUUGAUUUGACCUUGGUUUGGGAAAAGAGAAAAAUAUUUAUUGUUGAUUUUUUUAUUGUUUUCAAUUAUGAUUGAGGGAAAUUUUAUGAUAUGAUAAGAAAAAAUUGACAACCAACAUGUUUUUUUCAAUUUCUAGACGGUUCAAAAUGCAAUCUGAAAAUUUUUGAGUUAGGGGUUGUGGGAACAUUUUGAAAAAAAUCGAGAGAAAUGAUUUUUGAGAAUUUUGAAAAUAUGUUUUUUUUUAGAAAACUGAUCUACAAAAAAUAUUUCUCAACUCCCAGAAAUCAGAAAUUGUCUAGAGUAAUAAGUCUACAGUAACCCGGUUCCAAAAGUAGUAAACUGCUAAUUAUUUAUUCGAUUAGGGGUUCAAACCGAAUCCUUUUAAGAACUUAAAAGCAACUUAAAAGUAAUUUUAUUUUAUAAUUAGUCAUUUACUGUGGUUUUUCGCUAAAAAUGAAGUUAUUUGGUAAAUAUUUUCAAAUUCAUUUUUUUUAUUCAAAAAAUAUCGAUUUUUCUAUUGAAAAUAAUAUCGAUUUUUCUUUUGAAAAUAAUAUUUUUUGUAGAUCAAACUCCAAAUCUAGAAAUUUUUGAACAUUGAGAUAUUCUAAUUUAUUCUGAAUGUGAGAAGCCAUGCACUAAUUGGUGAUGAAUUUGAUGUUUCGUAGAUUCACAAUCUUGAUCAAAAAUAGAAAACACAAAAAAUGACUGAUAGCUGUCACUUUUUUAAAAAUACUUUUUAAUCAGGAAAAUUUUAAACCACAAUAAUCCCUUUCAAAUUUUCUAGAUAAAUAACAAAAAAUCAAUAUUGUAGAUUCAAAAUUGAAAUUUUUGCAGCAUGUGCCGCUUGCGAUCAAGCGCUUCAUUCGGGUCAAGUAUUACUGGCAUUAGGUCUUUCCUGGCACGUGUACUGUUUCAAAUGCACAGAAUGUUCGGCCGUUUUACACGGUGAAUACAUGUCGCACAACGGUAAACCAUUGUGUCUUCGCGAUUAUAAUGAAAAAUUCGGUGUCAAAUGUUACGAGUGUGAGAAGUUCAUCGCCGGCAAAGUGCUUCAGGUAAAUAUAUAUUUGAUUUUUGUUUUUUACAGCAAUAGAUUUGUGAUGAAGUUGAGAAAAAACGUGAAUAAAAAAGAAGAGAAAUGAAAAAUCAGUGACCAAGAGUAAUAAUAACUUCCUCUGCGUAACCAAAUUCAAUUCUCGAAAAGCAAGGAAAAAUUCAAUUUUUCCGAAAACAUUUUUUACGCCUUUUUUUUCGUUGAAAGAAACAUUUUCAUUCUCUCAGGCCGGUGGCUACAAAUUCCAUCCAACGUGUGCUCGUUGCUCAAGAUGUGGUACUCAUUUUGGAGACGGUGAAGAAAUGUAUAUGCAAGGUGACGAGAUUUGGCAUCCAAGUUGUGAACAUGCGAGAACAACUGAAAAUAUUGCUGUAAGUUUUCUGAAUAUCGAGAGAAAUAUUGUCAUUUUUAGAAGAAGUCAUAAAUUAAUCAAAAAUGAAUUUCCAGCCGACUGGACGUGCUGCCACAUUAUCUCGAAAUGAGCCGAAAUAUCAAACAACAUUCGGACAACAUUUGGCAUAUAUGUAUCUUCUUCCUGAAGUUGAGCAAACUUAUUUGCGGCACCCUGCGUCAAAUGUGAAAGAGCCAAAUGCUCCACAAUAUCAUGUGCCACAAGGACCCAUCAAAAUCAGAAAAUCUCGAUUAUCCAUGUUGAAAACUGGAAUGCAACGGCUGAGUUAGUAAAGAAAUUAGGUUAAUUAUAUGAACAUGCUUUUUUCCAGCUGAGGAUUUGGAGAAAAAUGUUCCACGACCAAAAUCGCCACAUAUGGACAAUGAGGAGCCGAUUGAAUUAGCGCAUUAUCCAGCUGCGCAAGUACCAGAUCCAGAUAAGGUUUGGGUUAUUUUUAGAUUAUUCUUCUAAUUAAAUUAUUUUUUUUCUUGCAGCUUCCGGCAAUUGAGCGCGAAGAUUUCCCAGCUCCACCAUAUCCAUAUGCUGUUGAAGAAUUGAAAAGAAGAUUGUCAACAUCGUCAAUUGAAAAUGAGAUUUCAGAUGAUGAUUUGUCUGAAAGUGACAAGUAUGAUGAGGAUAAAUUGAAGAAAACCGUUGAAACACUUGAAAAAUAUAAUGAUUCAUCACUUGCUCAUGUUAUUAAACAAAACAUUGAAGACAGUCACAAGAAGCAAAGGUAUAUUCAUAUUCAUUUCGAAAUUUUGAAAAAUCUCAAAUUUCCAGAUUACCACUUCAUUGGGAUCCACGUAAUGCGAGUCGCACACCAUCUGGCAAAAAGAUGCCGCACUUAAAGUUCCGUUAUGAUGUGCCAAUUAAUGCAUGUGAGUUUUGUCGUUUGUUUAACAGAGAAAUGUUGGUCCCCCUCUUUUUUCUCGACAUUUCAAGGGUUCAAAUGAGCACAUUCUGCAGACCCCCAAAAUCUGCUCCUCUUUAAUCAAAUUGUUGUUCUUUUGAAAAGUGCAUUUUGUUGAAUGAGCCGGGCAAAAAAGAAUGGGAAAAUUUGGGAAACGACGGCAAAUUGAACAACUUGUUCGUUCUUUCCGGAUAUGUAUACUGACACCCUAAAAAUAGAUAGACAAUGUAUUUUUUUUGAAAAGGAAGAAAGAAAAGUUGAGCAGAAAAUUGGAGUGAUCGAGAACUCUGAAGUUGAAUGAAAAAGAAAACGUUGAAAAUCCGAAACUCUUCAAAUAUUUUCUGAAAACAAUUAAGGUUCAAAGAAAGAAAUCAUCCUAAUUUUAAAUUUCUAUUUUUCAAAUUGAAAAGUGUUCCGAUUUCCGAUAAUCAUUUCAAUGAAUAUUCCAGAUUUCUUGAAUGAAAAAUAUUGAUUCGAACAUCUGAAAAUUUCUUUUUAGCAUCGAUUAUCCUUUUCCAAAACCCUAUUUUUCCUAACGCGAAAAAUUUUAAAUCAUAUCCAACUAUAUAUAUUUUUCCAGCUCCAUCUCGUCAUUUGAAUCGACCACGACCAUGGGUUGUUUGGCAAGGCGGUGAACGUGAACAAGGCCUCAACACUUUGCCAUGCUUCCACAUUCCAGACAGUCGAGCCAACACAUUGAGAGCCGCCACACUUCCAACAGAAUUCGGCCAGAAUUUAUCAUUGGAUAAUUUGGACACCACAAUUAGCAGCCAUUAUUCAGAACGUAAGAAAUUUAUUUUCUUGAAGAAAAUUUAAGACUCUUUGGGGAAUUGUUGCAAUUUAUUGUUUUUUUUUCUUCAAAACACAUCUAUGAAAAAAAAAUGUUUUUCAGAUUCGAUGACUGAAUCCGGAACAACUGGUGGACCACGAUCUGUUGGCGGAGCUGCUCUCCGAUCAUCUCUUCCAGACAUGAGCAAACCUGUGAAACAAUAUGAUCUUGUUAUUCUUCAAACUACCAACAAAGAUUUGCCAGAGGAUGUUGAUAGGUAAUUAAUUAAUUAAUUAUUUAAAAGAAUUUUUUGAAAUCCAUUAUUUUCAGACAACAUUUGGAACGACACUUGAAACGCGACACAUUUGAGGAGCUCUUCAAAAUGUCACCAAUUGAAUUCUACAAACUUCCUGAAUGGAAACGAAUCAAUUUGAAACGAAAGCACAAACUCUUCUAA
Molecule: messenger RNA, 5236 nt
Organism: Caenorhabditis angaria
Lineage: Eukaryota; Metazoa; Nematoda; Chromadorea; Rhabditida; Rhabditidae
Source: the annotation of a GenBank genome assembly